Molecule: messenger RNA, 2745 nt
Organism: Leishmania braziliensis MHOM/BR/75/M2904
Lineage: Eukaryota; Euglenozoa; Kinetoplastea; Trypanosomatida; Trypanosomatidae
Exons: 1
Coding region: 1-2745 (914 amino acids)
Source: RefSeq, a predicted model, not a curated record
AUGCUCACCGCAGCGCCCACGGAGGCCGGAGGGAUGCGCACUCUUUUCCAGCUUUGCCUGCAGACACCCCUGGCGGCGGCCUCCGCGACGCUGAGGGUGAGCGACUGGCAUACACUGCUGGACAAGCUGCGGCAGGAAGGGCACCACAAGUUGCCACCACAACCGAUCCUCGAUGAUGUCGCCCGGACCAUUACUCACAUCAUGCAGUCUGAAGGGCAUCCAGACGGGCUGACUUUGAGCAGUUUCGCUUGCAUUAUGCAGCGCCAGCUGAAGGAGGUGAGGGGCGACAUGACAUCACCCCUCUCUGCAGACUUCGCUACCGGCGAUGGGACGGCGUCGCGGCAGGGCGCGGUGUUGCACUUUCCCCAACACCCCAAGUAUGUGCUCGCUGUACCGACUUCUGCAGUGGCAGCAGCACCACAGUCGUCCUUGCCUCCGUUGAAACGCAGAGGCCGGCGCAGCUCGCAGACAACGUUGACGGUGGCGUCUAACAGCGGUCUCUGGCGCGUUCUGCCAACGUGGUGCAUGGCGCUUGCUGGUCUGUUCCCGCUGGAGAUGUCGAGUGUGUGCCCUGUGCCGGUGGUCUGCUACCUGCGCAGCAUCGGGCUGAUUCGCGCGGUACUGGAGGCUAUCAUGCAGCGCCUGCAACUUGAGUUGGAGGCAAUCCCUGAGUACGUGGCGUCCUUUGCGAAAGCAGCUAGAAGGGAAACCCAGCACCACUCUGAAAGCGCAGCUGCGGAGAGCUUUGUGCAGUCACUGCCCCCUGAGGGGUCUGAGGGGAGCAGGUCGGUGAGCAACUUACUCACGCUGAGCGGCGCCUCUGCCGGUGCCCGUCGUGCCUGCUCGGCUGUUGUCGCUAGAGGCGCUGUUAGCGCCAGCAGCGACGGAGAUGGGAGGUGGAAAGAGCAGCCAGUCUGGUGCUCCGCGAUGUCUGGCAGACACCGUAGGAGGGUGAAGUACCGUAAGAGAGGCGCUGCCACGAACACGACGACGAUACCAGGGGGGACAGGGAGCGACGGUGCGGUUGUCGUCUCGUACCCCCAGAGGGUGACUAAUGGUAAUAGGCGUCUCAACACUGAUGUUACCAUCUCCGCCAGUAGCGAUGAUGUCAAGUCGCACUAUCUCGAUCAGCGCCCCCUUGAUGAGAUCAGUGUCUCCGUCGUGGCGCGGGCCAAGGCACGCCGUCUCAUGGACACGCUCCGGCGCCACACUGUCCCGAUCAACCGCUACGAGUGCUUUGCGCGCGUGGAGCCGGAGAGUGAGCCAGUGCAGAAGCCUCUGUGCUUUGUAUCUCAGGAGGAGCUGAAGUCAACCUUCGGCGGCGGCGGCGACGAGGACAGCCAUGACGACUCGGAUGCGAUGUCCGACAUGAUGGCCGCCCUCACGUACAACCCAGGGGAGGAGACGGUGGUGGGCCUAGGCGGGACAGCCACGAAGGGCGGCGGCGACGUAGACGUGGACCAGUCCCGCUCAUCUCCGCAUCCACCACCGCUGUCGCGCAUACCUGCCUCCAGCGUGUUGCCGACAGUCAUUAUGAGUGCCACACGUUUCUCAGCAUCCCGCGCGGCCUCCGUGGGCAGCUCCGUCAUCUUGUCGGCCACAAGUGCGGGUGCCGGCGGCGCCAUAAGGCCACCGCCGCGGGUGCCUAGUAUGUUCCGCAUGAGCGGCGUGCUUCCCACCGCACUUCCCCGCAAGCAAGAGGAGGCUCUGGUGCGUCGCCUCAGCAAGCCCACCUGCAACCCUGCCGCGAUGAGUCUGCGCGCCGCCUCUACAGAGAAUGCCUACACUCACUGUCACGCUGCGGACACCACAGCCAUCAUCAGCACAUCCGACUCAGCGUCCGUCAACGCCAAGGAGACUGAAGACCGCUCGACUCGGCUAGCCCCAUCACGACCUCCCUCCGGGGCGGCCGCCCAGCACCACUACCGCUCUCAUCCGCACCUGUUGGAUCACAAGCUCUCUAACAAGACAGUGUUGCGCAAUGACCGAGCUCCACUGUCGCGGAACGUCUGCCAUCGUCCACGAAGCUGCUCAUCGUCAGCCUGGGCAAAUCCAUAUUGUACCUCUGUGGGUGCUAAUCACCAGCAUCGGCCGUCAUCGUCAGUGGUCUCCGACAUGGGCGGCGGCGGCGGCUACCUGUUGCAGCUGACCGAGGAGCAAAGCCGUGAUUUCACCUUCUUUGACGUGCCUUCUGUGCUCGUGGCGGCGCCGCUAUCGUCGUCAGCGGCUGCUGUGGCUGCUGUGCAGGUGAUGGGCGGCGGUGCCCCAGUCGCACCACUAUUAGACGCGGGAGCUCCACUGCAACCACUGGACCCGCAUCGACGGGCAGACCACAGUGCCGCGUCACGAGGUGCCACGAGGGGUGCCUCAAGGACAGGCGCCGCACCACCGGCUCGUGCUAACGCGAAGUGUGAGUCUACAGAAGGCCGGCAAGCGGGGAGCACCUCGAGGAAUGCUGUUGCUAAGCCGGUGCGGCGCGGCUCGCGCUUUAGGAAGUCAUCCUCCCGGUGCUUGAGUGAUGCCCCGCAACGUGGUCAAGCUGCCGCUGAUCCACAUGGGAUGGGGUGCAUUAGCAGUCGGACAAUUAUCGAUUCCGGUGCUUCUGCACAUCCUCCUCUCUCCCCUCACCCAGAGCCACACAUCUCCCUUUACGAGCGACGCCUUUAUCGCCAGCUUCAGCUUGCACACGCAGAUGAGCCCGUUUACCAUCACACGAACGGGAGGAAGGGGAAAGGAGAGCGGUAG